Messenger RNA from Hemicordylus capensis (graceful crag lizard), 12995 nucleotides. RefSeq lists its product as uncharacterized. The transcript has 4 exons. Bases 8643 to 9635 code for a protein of 330 amino acids. The record is from RefSeq and is a predicted model, not a curated record. Lineage: Eukaryota; Metazoa; Chordata; Lepidosauria; Squamata; Cordylidae. Gene Ontology annotation, molecular function: metal ion binding.
UGGGGCCUUUCAGAAUCUUCCUAUAUUGCUGCUGCCCGAUAUCGUAGCAGCAGGGAUUCGAACCGGCAACCUUCUGCUUGUUAUUUAUUUGUUUGUUUGUGUAUUCUAUUUCUAUACUGCCCUUCCAAAAAUGGCUCAGGGUACUUUACACAGAAAAAUAACAAACAAAUAAAAUGGCUCCCCGUCCCCAAAGGGCUCACAAUCUAAAAAGAAACAUAAGAUAGAUACCAGCAACAGUCACUGGAGGUACUGUGCUGGGUGUGAGGAGGGCCAGUUACUCUCCCCCUGCUAAAUAAAGAUAAUCACCACAUUAAAAGGUGCCUCUUUGCCAAGUUAGCAGGGGUUAGUCAAACAUUUCCCCGCUGCGCUACUUAAGGUGGCUGUACACGGCUAUAGCAGGGCUUUUUAAUAAUGGCUGAAGGAGGCUUUAGUGAUAGUGUUAGGAGGGAGGGAUAGUGAGAGGGAGGGGACUUAAAAAAUUGAGAGAGAUGGUUGCAUUGUAAGUUGGAUUUGAAAAAAUUCUCCUUUCUAGUUCUAUCCCUGGCAUUUCAGGACAGUCCUAGGGAGUUCCUCCCUCUCCAGCCAGGGCAGGGUUAUCUGCAGGAUGAUAUCCAGGACCCUUUUAAAUGCUUCAUGCCAGAGAGCUGGCUUUUUCCUUUGUGGACAUCUUUACCAAAGUCCCACCAGAUGGGGUGUGACUGUGAUGGAAAGGGUAUUCUUAAUGCCCACUGUCUGGAGCACAGAGUUAGUACUAACAUAAGCUAGGCCCCAGAAAUGGGCCUUGCUUCUAGGCCCAAAACUUGAUACUCUCAGUCCUGCCAUCACAGGGUUGCCAUGGAGAGUUUACAACUGGAUUGGCCUUUAUUCUGGAAUCUCUGUAUGUUUCCUAGCAAUUUCUAUUCAGUGGCAGACUGCCUCUGAUCAUGGAGGUUUUACUGACAUGGCUAAUACUUAUCUAUUCUCCAUGAUGUUUUAAAAUCUAUAAAAGCUACUUACCUUUGCCUUAUCUUAUGGCAGCAAAUUCCUAAAACUGAUUCUGAAAACAACAUUCAGUGUGAAGAAUUUUUUCUUUAUUUAUUUUAUUUUUGUUCCUGUUCUGAAUCUCUCCCAAUCAACUUUGCUAGAUGACCCCCAAGAUUUAAUAUUAUGAGAGAGGGAAGGUCUUCUCUCUAUCCAGUUCUACUAUGCAUACUUCUAUAAACUUUUGUCAUGCCCCUGUUGUUGUGGCUUCUCAAGUUAAAAAGCCUCAUUUGUGUUUGCUUUUCCUUUCAGAUAAGCUGUUCUACCCCCAUCCCACCCCCGAGUGCUUUGCUUGCCCUUUUUAUUUAUUUAUUUAUUUAGUUAGUGAGUUAGUUAGUUAGUUAUUACAUUUUAUAUCCUGCUCUUCCUCCAAGGAGCCCAAAGCAGUGUACUACUACUUCAGUUUUUCCUCGCAACAACCCUGUGAAGUAGGUUAGGCUGAGAGAUAAGUGACUGGCCCAGAGUAACCCAGCAAGUAUUUGGCUGAAUAGGGAUUAGAACUUGGCUUUCCCCGGUCCUAGUCCAGCACUCUAACCACUACACCACACUGGCCCCCUUUUCUGCUACCUUUCCAUGUCUAAGAUAACCUUUUUGAGAUGGGCUGACCAGAACUUUAUACAGUGGCUGACAUGCUGACUGAAGAAGUACUCAUGCUUCAAGGGACUGCAGGGGUGCGACGGGAGCCCUCAUGCAACUCCUCCUGUGUGAGCGAAGUUCUGCAAGAGCCUUUAGAAUCCAGUGUGUUCCCAAAGUGCUGCAAAAAUGUUCCACAAGAUUAGAAGCAUGUCACUGACCCUCAGCAACAUGCUUCUGACUUUCAGAGCCCUUCUGGAGUGUGGAGAGCUAAAGGCCCUUAGACUCUUGAGUCUAAAAGCCCUUGCAGAACUGCACUCACUCAGGGAGACAGGGGGAGUUGCAUGCAGGCUCCUGUUGGAUCCCUCAGCCCCUAAAGACACAAACACUUUAUUAGGAUGUCAGCCAAUAUUCCAAAUGUCUCUGCAUCAAAAUGUUCUGGAAGCUGUCUACCCAAUUUGUCAAUCAGAAGAACACAGUUCAGUCAGUUGAAACCUAUUAGGUUACUGUAUUAAUGCCCUGGCUGUUCUGCAAUAAUUCCUGACCCCUUAGUCUCCUCUUCCUCAAAUGCCUGCCUAAAAGCCUCUUUCUUACCUUCUCCCUGCUCUCUUAUAGACUGCAAAGACUCUGCUGUUUCUUCUACAGGAGGCUGCGGAAUGUUGCUCCCGUAGAUGAGUCUGUUAAGGGCAACCCCACAAAAUGGACAUUUGGGAAGGGACACAGCCAAAUAGACCUGGCUCUCUUACCAUCAGAUCCAGCAGGAAGCUGCAGAAUAUUCCAUAGGAGGGAUGUGGUUACAAGAAAGGACAUAAUAGCAACCAUCAGAUCAUUGUGAACAGGACACUCUUCAUAGUUGCCAUUUUGGACAGCAUCAAAGACAUACUAGAAUUUGAAAAGGAUGUGGCAGCUGAGGCCAUUGUGGUGAGUGAGAUGAAACAGAGAGGAAGACUAUGCAGCCCUUUGGAAGUGAAUGACCAAAUACAGGCUCGAUCAAACCCUGACUGCUGAGACUGCAUUCAGGGCUUGGACUGUUCCAUUGCAGACCAUGGGGUAUUGACUGACUCUCUCCUGCUCUUUGACCUCUCCCAGAAGAUCAUGCAGGACACAAAGUGCUAUCUGGACACAGCGUCCCUAUUAACAUUUGCAGUGGAUGAAGUCAUGGCUCUAAGAUACUGUAUAUUGGCAGUCAUCAGGGUUGUGUCAGGAAAGGGUAGUGGCUGGAGAAACCUGAGAUUUGAAGAAAGCAAAGAGAAGCCCUUUCCUUUCAGGAGCCUGAAGCCUCUCUGUGCUCAAGAGCAGCCCUCCUCAGAGGCGGAACCAGGGUGGGGCAGGCAGGGCACGUGCUCUAGGUGCCAUCCUGAAGGGGGUGCAAUUUGACUGCCCCACCUCCACCACACAAAUUUAAAAAGCCCGCUGCUCACCACUGUGGCCGCUGGCGCCGAGCUGGCCAGCAUCUGACUCCAGCUCUGGCCAGGCGCCUGGCUGGCGGAUCUGGCACCCGCAACACCCCCACACAGGCUCAGGCAGCAGCGGUGCACUCAUGAUGAGUCAUUAUGAGAUCUCCAGCAGGCGGGCGCUCCCAUUGGCUGCCGGAGUGCACAAGCCCGCCAUGCCGGUUGUCUCAGCGCCUCCCUCCCUGCUUGCUGAACACACAAGGAGUGGAGCGGAGGAGGUUGCUUUGGUUGAGAGAGCAGCUGCUGCUGGGGACGUUCACAUUGUUCACCUCCUUCCUGCUGCCUCUCUGACUCUGCCUGCCUGCCGUUUGCCCACCACACUGCCCUCUGGCUGUAUUUUAUUCUUCAGUUCUGUUCUGCAUUAACAAAGUAAGUUAUGUUAUAAUUCAUUGCUCAAAUCUCUCUCUCCUGUGUGUGUCGCGCGUGAGAGAGCGCCCCUACUCCCUUGCAUAACAAACUAACCGCUUCCGGAUCUUCCUCAUUUAUUGGCCAGAUUUACCCUGCAGUCCCUGUGAGCGAUCAGGAAGCACUUCACACAGGAUUCCGAUUGUUUAAUUGUGUGUUAGAGUUUAGCCCGCCCCCAUUUAUAUCCAGGGACCAGGGUAAAAACAACAACAACCCACUUUUUGCAUCAGCUAGCCUUUUUUUGGCAACUAGUCUUGGACCUUGCAGUAAAGCCCCUUGCAGUAAACUCUCGGUAAAGCCUGCUGCUGACUGUGAUUGAUAUUGCCGCGACCUGAAUACUCCAGGCUGAUCCUGGGCAGUUUGUUUUGGCAAAGAAAGAUUUGUGUCCAAAGCUUCCGUGAACCAAUGACACACAUGACUGUGUGUGUGGUGAUGGGGGAACCCUUGCUUUUGUCUCUCGAAGCAUGUAAUUGGGUGACUUGGGAGAGCAGUGGGUGGGAGGAAUGCUGUCUGUGUGAGAGACACCGACCAAUAUCAGAUGGGGCGGGAAAGAAGGAGGCUCCUUCGUUGGUGGCUCCUGGAAACUGCUGCCCAUUUCAAAAGGGAGGGUGCUUUUAUGACACCCUCCAACUCCAGCAAAUGCAGUGUUUUGGGAACCCUCUGUUAGCUGGCUGACCGAGGAAGGAGGAUUCCCCUUGCGUGUCCUGUGGCUGUGGGCUUUUGAAUCCAGCCGUGUGCUGUCCAGAGCAAGACAAAAGUUUUUCUCCCCAGCGCUUUGCAGCUCUCAGACCCAGUGAUCUCCUUGGAGUUUGGAGGAGCUGGUGUCGGGUGUCGCUCACAGGCUGAAUCAAGCUUCAAAGGUUUAGCAUUGGCAUUGGAGUGGGGGUUGGGGAACAAGCAGAUCUUCUUUCCUUUUAUUUUAAAGUUGAAAAGGGAGGGUAUGGGGGGGAGCAGAGAAGAGGGAGAGAGAGACUUGUCUGCCUUGUGAAACAUAACACAUGUGACUCAGCAAAACAGACUUCUGAGGAGAGUUUGUCUGUCCAUAUCAAAUAACCCCAGCAGGCGCGUAACAAUGAUAGGGCAAGGGGAGACAGUUGUCUGGGGGCCCCACUGCCUGGAGGGGCACCCCAGAGGCACCUCAUGUGCCUCCCCAUUGCCCCCUGCCCAGCCCCAUAGCCUCUCAGCCACUUGCCCUCUUCGCCGUCUCUCCUGCUUGUUCUGCUGGCCCGCAAUCGAAGCAGCAGGCAAGCUGCAAAGAGCUCCUUUUCUCCCGCCACUCAGCUGAUCGGCGGGUGGGCGGGGCUUCCAGGGAGGCCUCCGUGUAGGCCACAGUGAAGCCUGAACUCGAGUAGGGCCCAAGCAAGCCAGGAAGGAGGAGGCAGCCAGAGUGUUCUCUGCAGCAGAAGACCCCUUGCUGCCCUGCUUAACCCAGACCAGCAUUUGCCAGGGACUGUGCCUCUGGACCCAGAUCUGUGGACUUGUGUUCCUGAUGUGCUAUAGUGCAUACUGCUGUGGUAAUGUAUGAAAUAUUUGCAAAAUGUGGACAUCAGAGGGGUGUAAGGAGUUUUUGGAACCAGCCCAAAGUUCAAGUUGCAUGGCAAACUUGAUCUAGCCAGAAACAGCAGAGGUUGAGUGUGGCUUAAUGAGGCCUUUAAUUGGCAAUUAAUGUGAAUUGAGCCCCAGCCAGACAUAGAUGAAAUGUAACUGGGAAAGAUCAAGAGAAGCAAAACAGAAGACUUGCUAGCAGUCACAUUCAUUACUGAAUCUGGUCUAGGAGAUUAAGAUAUUUGAGGGUGGGGCUGAAAAUCAACUAGCUAAUGUACUGCCGGGGGAAGUGGAGAUAUAGCUCAUUACAGAAAAUGGAGAUUGGCUGAAUAAUGGUUCCUUGAAAUGAUGGUCUAGCUAUUAGAAGGUAAUGAAAUUUGUGAUGACAAGUGACUAGACUUUAGAUAGCAGAAUAUGAGUGAAGAUUAAAGGUCUAGUGCCCUCUGCUAAAGUAACUAUGCAAUAGUUGUCUGACUUCAUUACAGGAUGUGAGAACAUACAGGGCUAGAGCAAAAACAAAAUUUUGCAUACAUGUGGCAUUUGGAAAAUAAAAUCUAGAUCCAAAUUUCCCUGAAAAUGUGGGGUCUCUUCAAAUUUCACUUCUGUAAUUUGAUCUGAGGGAUGCUUUUAAAACUCAAAUCUUAAUUUGUGCUAGUGUAUUUUAAGGCACUGAUGAUAUGUAUGUGCUCGCUAGAUUUCAGAAUAUUCAUAUCUUGUGUCCCUCCGCCCCUAAAUUUCUUACAUCCAAUAGUAUCUACAACUGAUAAUGUGGAGAAAAGAUGAAUUAAAAAAUACUGCUGAUGCGUUUUGCAUUAAAUUUUACAAAAUGUUGCUUGAUUCCCCCCCCCCCCCCGGUCUUCCUCCCCAGAUGGUGUGUGAGAAUUGAUCUUAAAGACUGCAGUUCUACACACAUUUGCAUGGGUGCAAGACAUGCUAUGCCAUGCUAUUACCCCUCCAUGAAUAAGAGAAAGAGAUCUAAAGAAUGGUGGUACUACCAGAUAGGCUCCUAAAACCUGGAAGCAUGUGAUGGACCAUCCAGUUAGUGUUAUCAGCAUUGAUGUGGCUUUUUCUUUCAUCGAGCAUUAGUUGCAACGUUUUUCCUUGUCCCUCUGAGUUACUGGAUUGCGUCAGCUGAAAGAACUGGUGGAGAGAAGACGUUUUGAGCUGUAUAGGGAUAUUUGCAAAAAUCUGCUCACCUGAGUUUCAGCCCAGAUUUAGAAGCUCUGGAUUAUGUCAUUUUGUUUCCAAAGUAGAACAGAUGCAUCAGACAUCCUCCACUGGUUAUUUCUUCAUUGCUGGCUGUUGUACAGAACGCAGUGCAAAAUUCACAUUUCUAUGUAUUUGAUAUACACACAGUAUUGACUAUAUAAUCUCAUCCACUUGAGGCUAAUUGUUGAUUUGAAUGUAAAACAAACAAACAAACAAAAACCCCAAAUUAGGAGCAUACUUACUGGGCCCUUUUCCUGUUAUAGGCAUAGGUGUAAGCUGGCCAUUUGAGAAGCAUGCGGCACACGGUUAAACUGGGUACAUAUAUGCCACUAAAGCUGGUAAAUGUGAGCCAUCUGCUAUCUGUCACAAUGGAAAUGGCUGAAGUGUGUUACAUCUUUUAUUCUUUUGUUUUCAAUUCUGAUUCCCAACCAGGUAGCAUCAGUGCAUAAUUAUUUUUUUCCAUCCAAGAUUGUAACAUUUAUAGAUGGGGGCAGAAAGCCAGUGUGAUGUUUUAGCAUAAAACCCGUAACAGAAUUGCAAAUAAAAUAAUUAUUGUCUGCAAAUCACCACCUGCCCUCAGCUGGGCCUUGAUCGCUGGUAAAUGUAACAUAAAUAUAUGCAUGGAUGAGCAAACUAAUUUUUCUUUAAAGAAAGUAUAUCAUUCGUUUUGCAUACUAAAUAUUCAGUAUCAGUGACUAGAUUGGCUGGAGAAGGAUAUUUCUAAACAGGAAUUAUUAUCUGAUAUAGUUCAAGUGGGAUUCAUGCAACUGAGAGUGGUGGUGCAUAACAGUUCUCCAUGUGCUUGUUGCAACUUUCAUUUGAAAGCAUUGCACCAAUUCCAUCCUUUUGACUGCAUCAGAACUGUUGUGCAGUUAUAGCAUAAGAAGUAAUUCUGCCAGUUUUCCACGAAACCACAGAUUCUAAGCUUCCAACCAGUGCUUUGAGAUGGUGCUUAAUGGCAUUAGGCUUCUGAAUCUAUUUCUGAAGUCCUUGCUGUGAAGAGCUUGAUUCUUCUCAUAUCAUGCAUUGGGUAGGAUAAUGGUUCUCUGCAUGUGAAGGGUGGCUAGAAAGAGAAGUUCCCUCUGAGCAUGUGCAGAGUGACCUCAAUCACCAGUUUCCAAAGGGAGAAAAAGAGCUUUUGGGUCAGAAGCUUGCAGGUAGAUUUCAAUGCCAUGGUUGACUAGUUCAGGCCAUCUGCAGAAGCCCAAGGACCAGCAGGGCACCCUUAAAGAUAUGACCCACAUUCUUCAACAUUUGCUUCUCCAUCCACAUUCUGCCUCAACUUGUCUUGUAUAACUGCAUUUGACUAUUACGCUGUUCGCCGCUUGAAUAAGCGGCGCAGCGCUCUUGCCUGGCCCCUCGGAGAAGCACGAGGCUUCUUUUGACCUGAUUGGUCAAAGGGCCCGUGCAGGGGGCGGGGCUUCGGCUCCGCGUCUUGCUCCAAGCCAGGGAGCGCUCAGUUCGCUCUCAACAGGCAUCGGAGCAGGACGCCUUUUAGGGCUCCUGCUGUUUCGGCCCGGCGCGAGAUUGGGAGUGGGUUUCCACCUCCGUGGUGGUGGCGAUCAUCGGGGGGUGGCUUUUUAAGGCCCCCCCAUGGUUUGGAGUGGCUUUUCAGCCGGGUUUUUUGGGGCUAUUGCCCCCUGCAUAGCCCGGGUCCCGGCUGGGCGGCAGCAGCGGGUGGAAGCUCCCCCCCGCCAGUAGUGAGCAUUUGCUCUCCCCCCCCCGUUCUGCGGCAUCCCGAUUAGGGGGGUUGCUCUGGGUCGUGGAGGGCUGUAGGUGGGGGCAUUGAUCAGCCUGUUUCAUAGCUUCUGGUACAGGCCUGGUUCCCAGUGGGGUUUUUGUGGGUGCUUGGGUAUUGCCUGGCGGAGGGAUUCUCUCAUUUUGGGCACACAGGGUCUGUUUGGGCGCAUCUUUGGGGAUUGCAUGUUCAUUGCUAGGUUUAAUUAAGCUGGUGCUUCGAUUGCUGUUGCAAUGGGCCCGAAGAAGGCCAAGGCUAAGACUGGGGGGAAGCGGGUUCGCCCCCCCGCGCCCUGCGCCGGUUUCGGAUUCAUCGGAUGAUGAUGGUGAUUUGGGUACCGUGCGGGCCCUUAUAGUACGCUUAGAAGCGCUUGAGAAAGAAAAGCAGGGCCUGGCAGCAGCGGCUGAUAGGGGCAGCUCCUCUGGCCUUCCCUCUGUUUCUCGAAGGGUUACUAGGGGGGUUAAACGUGCCAAGCUAAUCGAGUCUCUAUCAUCCAGGAUUGAUGCCUUGGAAUCUCAACAGCCACACCCUGUUCCGCCUGCAGUAGACCUAACUUUGGAGAGAGAUACUGUCCAGAGCACUCCUGAGUUUGGAGGAAGAGACGCGCGUCCUUCGGAUCAGCAUGGCCCUGGUGAGUCCUUGCACCACACCUGGCCCUGGGGGCUGUCCCCCUGGGCACAGCCGUUUAACAUGUACGGAUGGCAUCCGGCCCCAGUUGCCCCCCACCCCCUUAUGGGGCCUGCACACAGGUGUGGCAGGGGAUGGCACCUACCAUUGGUAGUACAUUCCCCGCAGCCACGGGUACCACAUUGGAUUCUUCAGGGACUCAGGUUCCUUAUCCGCCAUGCAACACCUCCCUGCCGCUGGGUGGCCACCUGUUGCCCUCGGUUAAGGAACGCAUUUGGCGUGGGGAAUUUGUGGAUAUCUUCCACCUGCUCUUUCGGGAGCCUGAACCUGCCCUGAAGGAGUGGGAGCAAAAGAAGGAGGAGACGAAACCUAAGCACAAGCCAGUGGAGCACAACUGGGCCAACUGGUUGUCGGGCUACACAGUAUAUAUGGGGGUCAUGCUACAGGUACACACCUCUAAAGGACCUGCCCUUGUGAAGUACAUGGACAUCAUUCAUAGGGGUUACAUGGACUUUAUGGGCAAUGCCUGGGAGCGCUAUGAUCGCUCCUUUCGACUACGGGCCUCCCUCAACCCGGCUCUCCCCUGGGAUAGGCAACACCAGGAACUCUGGCUCCUCAUUAUGACUCCUUCGAGGCCCAUUAUGGGCGAACGGGCUGACAGUGGUCAUUUGAUAUCUAGAACUCCAGCAGCGCAGUCGUCAGGGCCUGCCACUGUGCAGGGUGUUCAAGGUACCCUGCCAUGCUGGGCCUUCAACACUAGCGGUAGCUGUAGCAGGUCCCCUUGCCGAUUCAAGCAUGAGUGCGGAUUCUGCGGGGGGAAACAUGCCAGUAUUCACUGUCAGCGAGUCAAGGGCCCCCGGGGGGGGGGGGUACAAGAGACCCGCCAAACGGGAGCAAGAAGGGUGGAGGCACCCUACAGGGCGCUAAUACUGGAAAAGGGCCCUAGCCCUGUUAGGCUUCCGGUUUUAGAACACCUUCUGCGUGAUUACCCACUUAGAGCACAAGCACAGUAUCUGAGACAGGGUUUUAUUUUUGGUUUUCACAUUCCCUACCUUGGUUUAUGAGUUCACAGUAUGUCCCCUAACCUUAAGUCCGUUGAGGGGAUGGAAGCGGUGGUGCAUCGCAAAAUUAACAAAGAAAUAGCAUUGGGGCGGGUCCUUGGCCCAUUCCGGGAGCUGCCCAUGCCAGACUUGCGUAUCUCGCCACUGGGGAUCGUGCCCAAGAAGGCACCAGGCGAAUACCGCCUUAUUCACCACCUCUCCUUCCCCCACGGUUCCUUAGUUAAUGAUGGAAUCCCCGACAGCCUGUGCUCUGUAAAAUACACGUCCUUCGACCAGGCAGUCAAAGUUGUCCGUUCGUGUGGGCAAGGUGCUCUCCUGGCAAAAUGCGACAUCGAAUCCGCAUUCCGCCUCCUCCCUGUCCACCCGGCGGACUUUAAUCUCUUAGGCUUCGCCUUCCAGGGGCAUUUUUAUAUUGACAGGGCGCUGCCCAUGGGCUGCUCAGUUUCUUGUGCAGCCUUUGAGGCGUUUAGUUCCAUGCUUGAGUGGGCCCUCCGGCGGGAGGCGCGGCUUGUGUCCAUGGCUCAUUCCUUGAUGAUUUUCUCCUGGUGGGUUGGCCCAGAACCAACCAAUGUAGGCACCUUUUAGAGGUUUUUCAAAAUCUGUGCGUGGACUUGGGUGUCCCGUUGGCACAGGAGAAGACCGAGGGUCCCUCCUCUGUUCUGACCUUCUUGGGCAUCGAGCUGGACACCGUGGCGUGUUGUUCCAGGCUCCCUCAGGCGAAACUGGCCACCUUGCGGUCCUUGUUGGCCUCCUGUAUGCGGGCACGCAAGGUCACCCUCAAACAGCUUCAACAGCUCAUCGGGCAUCUAAAUUUUGCAUGCCGGGUGGUUGUGCCUGGCCGGCCUUUUCUGCACCGCCUUUGUGAUGCUGUUAAAGGUGUCAGGUGCGGUCACCAUAGGGUGAGAGUCACGGCCUCCAUGCGGGCUGAUCUCCGUCUGUGGGCUUCCUUUUUGGACUCUUACAACGGAGCUUCUUUCUGAUGGGAUUUGCUCCUCCUAGAAGCGGAGUUUCAAGUUCAAUCUGACGCCGCCGGCGGGUUAGGCUUUGGCGUCUAUUUCCGUGACCGCUGGUGCGCUGAACGGUGGCUGGAUGCCUGGGUAGCUAGUGGGGUCACCAGGGACUUGACGUUCCUGGAAUUUUUCCCCAUAGUGGUGGCCGUGCAUCUUUGGGCGGACCUCUUUAGGGACAAGACGGUUCGUUUUUGGUGCGACAACCAGGCCACCAUGCAAGUGAUCAAUAGGCAGACCUCCAAGUCCCCUAGGGUGAUGUCCCUGGUCAGAGCGUUUGUCUUGGUCUGCCUGUCUAACAAUAUCCUUUUUCUGGCUUGCCAUGUGCCUGGGGUGCAGAACGGCCUGGUGGACGCGCUGUCUCGUUUUCAGGUUCAGCGCUUUCGCCAGUUGGCUCCAGAGGCGGAGCGUCUGCCCGACCAGAUGCCAACAUGGCUGUGGAGCCUUGGCGCCUAGAAGCGCAGAGGGCGGUUUGGGCCUCUUUGGCCCCCAGCACACGGGCAGCUUACACUAGGCAGUGCAGGGCCUUCCAGGAUUUUAGGACCCAGGUAGGAUUGUGCCAGGACUGGCCUCCCCUCCGCGGAACAGUUAAUGCAGUUUCUAGUUCAUCUCAAGGGUAAGGGCUUGUCCACUGGGGCCAUGGCAGGUUAUUUGGCAGCCUUGGCUUUUCAGUCAAAAUCCCAAGGAAAGGAUUUCCGGGUGAGAAGGAUGCUCGAGGGUUGGACUAGGGAACAACCGGUCGCGGUUGACAGUCAUAGGCCCCUUCUUCCCACCGCCAUACGGGCCGCAGUUGUGCACUUCUCGACGAUUUGCCGGUCCUCUUAUGAGGCCUCACUUUUUCAAGCGGCCACGUUAGUUUUGUUCUUUGGGGCCUUUCGGGCAGGUGAAUUGUUCCCCAGGGGUCAGCACAGCUCUGCUUUCAAGGUGGUGCAGUUUGGGGACGUCAGCAUGGGGUGGGAUGUGGCGCAGCUGCGCCUUCGGUUUUCUAAGACCAACCAACGCGGCAGGGGACAGCUAGUGUCAUUACAUAGGGCUGACGACUCCCUCCUCUGCCUGGUACGGGCUCUGGGCAGUUACAUGGCCCUACGGGGGUCUGCUCCUGGGUGCCUCUUUGUACAUGAGGAUGGGCGCCCCCUUUCCCAGUAUCAGUUCUGGACGGUGGCGCGUCGAGCGCUUGGAGCGGCUGGGGUUGACACUGUGCAGCUGUCUCUCCACUCUUUUCGCAUUGGCGCUGCUUCAACAGCCUCCCGGCUGGGUCUUUCGGGCGAGACCAUCCAGCGCAUUGGGCGUUGGCGGUCUGCCACCUACAACAGGUAUGUGCGCUAGUGUUUGUGACGGCGCUGAUGGUUCUUUCUCUUUGCAGGCCCUGUGCAACGGGCGGCGAGGGCCCGGGUGCUCAUUUUGGGCCAUUCCAUUGUUUUUUGGGCGCAUAAGACGGCUCGAGUGGCGCAGCCAGGAACACAGCUUGGCCUAGGUCAAUGGGCAGACAUCACCUGGAUUGGUCGCAGGGGGAUGGUCAUUGCCCAAUUUUUACCCAUACUACGGGAAUUUCUGGCGGCAAAUCCACCGCCUGACAUCUUGAUUCUUCACCUUGGGGAAAAUUAUUUAGGGUCUAGGUCAGGGUUGUCCAUUUUCCAUAGCUUGCGUACGGACAUUUUGCAAGUCCGUGAGUGGUGCCCUGGCAUUAGCAUUCUUUGGUCCGCCAUGCUCCAACGCAGGGUUUGGAGAGGCGCGAGCAACCCUUACAGGGUGGAAAGGGCCAGACGGAAGGUCAAUGCACAGAUUUUGAGCUUCUUAGUGUCCAUUGGGGGGGGAACUAUAGACCAUCCCACUAUCCUUUUUUCUGUGCCCAGCUUGUUUAGGGGGGAUGGUGUCCACCUUUCGCCCAGCGGGACCGGUUUGUUUUUAAGUGAUCUUGAGCAGGGAUUGGCUGUUUACUUGCGCACUUGGUGGGGUAGCUCGGGUUAAGCUAGGCUAACCCGCGCGGUGGCAGGUGCAGUGCGGUGGGGAAGAUAUUUUCAGGCUGGUGAACACCUUCGGGUAAGCGUUUGGCUAUGGGUUGAGAAGGGCAACUCCCUAGAGACUGUACGGCUCAGGGAUAUCUGCCCUUGUUGACCUACCCUGGCAGGCUAAGGAAUCGCUGAACGGCUACCUUGGGGUGAUGUUUGUCAGGGGCCCGGCACUAGGCCGGCUAGGAUAGGCAGCCCCGGAUUUGGAGUAUUUGGGGUUGCCUGGAGCCAAGGUGUAUCGCCCAUGUCAUAGGUUAGGCAUGCCCUGGUGGUGCAUGCCUGUAGUACCGCACUGCCAAGUGGGAAGCCAUCCCUGCUCUUCAAGUUCUUGUUAAAGUUAAAUAAAU